AUCUUUUAAUCUAAAAACGAUAAAGACGUCUUCAACCUUACCAUUUUUAAGGAAAAAAGAAAAUGGAAGAAAAUUUUGUGAAUGAAGUUCUGGACUUACAUAAAAGAGGAGAUUGGAAGACUAUAUCGCUAAAGUAUCACAAUUAUCCAGAGAGAAAUAAAUUAUUAUGGGUGUAUCCAAGUGAAGAAAACUUUGAAUUUAUAAAAUGUAACUUAACGGAGCUCAAGUGUAGAAACAUAUUGAGUGUUGGUUGUGGAAGUGGCCUGUUGGAGUGGAUGAUUGAUCGGGCUACUGGAAUCCAAGUUUCCGGAAUAGAAGUAGAUGGCACAUGGUGGAAAUGUAAAUACGCCCCGCCCACUUUUCUCGAUCUCCUUAUCACAUCGCCUGUGUUAGAGAAAGACAGCAAUACAAUUCAAGUUCUGAAAAAUUGUGUGGACACCGCCUUAUUAUUUUGUUAUUUUAAUGAUGGAAAUGCGUUUAGGAAUUACUUGGAAUAUUUCUCCGGUAAUGUUCUGAUUAUUAUCGGCCCGGAUAAAGAUGGCGUGCAUACAAAUCCGAGACCAUUUGAAGAUAUAAGUGAAGAAUGGAAAUUAUUUGCAGCACAGGAGGUUCGUGAUAGUAAAGAUUUCAUCGCUAUUUAUUGUAAAACGAAAAUAUAAAAUACAAAAUAUAGAAUGUCUUUUUUGUUAUAGAAAAUCGUUCUUAGUUUAAAGUAGACUACACACUACACAGGUUUCAGACCUAUCAAACUAUUGAAAUUACCAUACAUUUAUGCUGGUCUAGGUCCUUACUAAAUAAUUAAUAGAAACACCAUAUUAUAUAAACAAAACAGCAGUCUUUUAUUGUUCAACUUAUUUUU
Molecule: messenger RNA, 859 nt
Organism: Colias croceus (clouded yellow)
Lineage: Eukaryota; Metazoa; Arthropoda; Insecta; Lepidoptera; Pieridae
Exons: 2
Coding region: 63-659 (198 amino acids)
Source: RefSeq, a predicted model, not a curated record